AUGAAAAAAGAAGAAGACAAAGAAGAAGAAGAAGAAGAAGACUUUGACGACGCGGUUUCCGAAUUAUCUUUCCAGGAUAUUGAUGAUGAAGAAGAAGACCAAGAAGAGAGAGGAAAAGCAGCGGUGAAGAAAAGCGUCAAAAACGAGGACGAGGACGACCACCGGAGAGGUCGUGGAAAAAAUUUUGAUGAGUCUUCGAACGUGUCCAAUAUCGAAGAAGAAGACAAAGAAGAAGAAAAAACAAGACGACGAGGAGGAGGAGGAAACAAAGCUUCCACCUCGAAUGCGAACACUACUACUACGACCACCAAUAAUACUUUCUCGGAACAGUUUCCGUUUCACAAGGCGUGCUUUGAGAACGACCGGGAAACCGUGAAGGACUUUCUAGUCACCGCGGAGAGGUUGAAAACGAGUUCGUCGAGCGAGGGCAAAAAUAGGAACCGUCGUCGAGAAGAAGAAGAAGAACAAGAAGAAAAAUACGAUUUUGAUUUACUCAACUCGUUCGAUUCGAGAGGUAAUACCGCAUUACAUCUGGCAAUCAUGAGGAAAAACACGGAUAUUGUGAAAAUUUUAACCGAACAUCCUCUCGUUGAUGUGAACGUGAGAAACUGCGUACACGGAUGGAAACCAUUGGACGAAGCGAUACACGUGAAGGACAGACAGGCGGCGAUUUACAUCCUAACCGCGAAGAAAAGGAAAGCGAAGGAAAGUUUGGAUACGAACACGCCGAAAUUGAUGCAACGAUUGAUGGAUGCGCCGGACUUUACCGCAAAGUUGAAGUGGGAGUUGAAUUCUCCAAUAUUUGGACCGAUUUUGAGAAGAGUCGCGCCGAGCGAUACGUACACGCUGACAAAAAUCGGAACCAGAGUACGAAUAGAUGGGGAGCUGAGAGGAAUAGAGGACGUAGAAGGGCAAAGCUUAGAAGAGAAGACGACCGUGGAAGGGACUGCUCGCGAUAACAACAACGAUAAAAACAACAACAAGUACGGUGGAGAUUUCAUUACCUUGUCUGAUGUCGGGACAAACGAGAAGAAGAGCAAAAAGAACGGGAAGAAACGACGCGGUGGACUUUUACCGGUGUGGCACCGAGCGCCGUUUUCGAUCGUGUUCUUAGCGAAUCCAAAGGAGGAAGAAGAUGCAAAAACAAGCGGCGGUAACAUAAACACCGCGAUGCUUUAUUUUGACCACGAAAACAAAAAAUGCAUCGACGCUUUAGAAGAAAAUUCUUCCAAGAAAUCUUCGAAUAUUCCUCCUCCACCUCAGAGCGAUUUGCUCAAAGACAUAGCGGCGAUGACUCCAGAAGAGCUACUUGAAAACGAAGCUGAUCUCUUGUUCGUUGAAAACCCCUCGCGCGGCGUCUACGAACCGCAAGAGUAUACGUUUUCGCCGGUGGACAGCUGGGGCUCGUAUCUCGGAGUGUCCGAACGAACGAAAGAGUCAAAAAUCGAUGGAAGAUACGCAAGAGUCAUGGAAGCGAAAGGGAAAGCGAUGGAAACGAGGAAGUAUCGCUCUGGAUUUCUCCCCGCGGACGAAACGUACGACUUCGAGAGUUACGCGAGCGACGCGAAGGAGUUUCAAGACCGACCGAUUUAUCGAGACGUGACGAGAAUACGUUCGGUGGGUAAAAAACAACGAAACGAGGACGAAUAUUUCGAGUUGGACGAUAAGCGAAGGAGUAAGAACAAGAGGAAAGAGAAGAAGAAGCGUAACAGUGGUAUUAAUGGCAGCAGUAUAAAUGACGGCGGCGGCGGUGAGACUUUGGAAGACGUCGACGACGGCACGAUGGGACGGAAAAUGAGCUGCCGCGUUUGGCUCGUCGAAAAUUUCCCUCUCAAAGUGCAAGAUCUGCUCCCGGUUGUCGAAGUUGCCUCGCAAGCGAACAAGAACAUGAAACGUUUUCGAAAUUUACUCACAAACUGGGGAAGCGAACCGAGUAGGCAGAAUUACUUUCCGGUGAAGUGUUCGAUUCCAAUCGCGUACACCGUACACUUUGACGUUCUUUUACACAACUUCAAGUUGCUCGCGAAAGACGAGAGCGAUAGGUUACAGUUUCAGGAUAAAAUUUUCAACACUCCGGACGGGUACGAUUUAAAAGGAUUAGACGAAGCUGUUAAAGAAUUAGAAGAUAAAUUAGAUAAGCUGGAAGCGACGGCUAUGGCUGAGGAGGAGCGCGAACGAGCGUUAAUGGAAGAAGAAGAAGAAGAAGAAGAAGAAGAAGAAGAAGAAUCAGAGGAGGAGGAUUUUUAG
Molecule: messenger RNA, 2247 nt
Organism: Bathycoccus prasinos
Lineage: Eukaryota; Viridiplantae; Chlorophyta; Mamiellophyceae; Mamiellales; Bathycoccaceae
Exons: 1
Coding region: 1-2247 (748 amino acids)
Cellular component (GO): cytoplasm
Molecular function (GO): protein binding
Source: RefSeq, a predicted model, not a curated record